This is a messenger RNA of Lycium ferocissimum, 3409 nucleotides long. RefSeq names its product receptor-like serine/threonine-protein kinase SD1-7. The coding region runs from base 488 to 2926 and encodes 812 amino acids. Lineage: Eukaryota; Viridiplantae; Streptophyta; Magnoliopsida; Solanales; Solanaceae. Gene Ontology annotation, biological process: protein phosphorylation; recognition of pollen. The transcript is spliced from 7 exons. Gene Ontology annotation, molecular function: protein serine/threonine kinase activity; ATP binding. The record is from RefSeq and is a predicted model, not a curated record.
GUGUAAUCAUUUGAGCACUCAUUCAAUAUUUUAAGGUAAUUAGUGCCCUAAGACCUUUCUAACUCUUUUGACCAAUCUGUCUACACUGUACAGUGUGAGAACAGACACAUAAAAUAAAUGGUCGGUUUUGAUGAUAUAUACACAAAAAAGCUAAAUAUCCAGUUCAACUAAUUUUCCUAGUAAACAAAGUGGGUAGAUAACUGCAUAAAGGAGAUUCAAAGAAUAUUUGUAACAGAUACAGUUUCAAAUGUGUUGCUAAAGGUCAUAUUAAGGAAAGGGACACCACAAAUCUUAAAUUCUCUCAAUCUUAUAAAAGAGAGAAAAUGUUUGUUUAAAAAAUAGUGGUAGUAAAGCACAUUCUCUCUUUUAAAUCCAACUUGAUAGAAGUGGGAGAAUUGGUGCACUUUCUUGGCUAAAUUACUAAGAGGGACAAGGGUGGGACAAAGAAAUAAACAGGAGCAAUCAAGGAGUUGUACCAGGAAAAAUAAUGGAGUUGGAAAAUGUCCUAGCUCUUUUACUUGUAUUUUCUUGUUCUUGUUUAACUCUUUUUGCAAGUGAAGAAAAUAUCAAGGUGGGAAAAUCAAUCACUGUUAAUCAAAAAAUGGUUUCAGCUGGUGGAAGUUUUGCCUUAGGCUUCUUCACUCCCGGUAAUUCUACAAAUACUUACCUUGGCAUAUGGUACAAUACUAUCCCUGAAUUAACGGUCAUUUGGACUGCUAAUAGAGAAUCUCCAAUCCCUCAGAACUCUACUGCAGUUUUCACUAUUGGCGAUGACGGGAAUUUAGUGCUUUUUGAUGAGAAGGAUAAACUCAUUUGGUCAUCAAAUGUUUCAUCCACAAGCACAGGGGAAUUAUUAACUUCAAACUCUACUGUGGGAGCACUGUUAGAUACUGGAAAUCUUGUCCUCAUGUAUGGUGAGUCGAAUAUAUUGUGGCAGAGCUUUGAACAUCCUACGGAUACAUUUAUGCCUGAGAUGAAACUCGGUUAUAAUAGAAAAACUGACAAACGAAUCAUGAUCAGUUCGUGGACAAGUAACGAAGAUGCUCGGCCUGGAAAUUUCUCUUUUGGGAUAGACCCUGAAGGGAGUUCACGGUUUUACGUUUUGAAGCACAACAGUAUUUAUUAUAGGUUUGAUGAUAGUAAUGAAUACUCUGGAGGGAAUCUCCUAGGAAUUGCAUGGUAUGUUUCUGUUGUUUCUGGAAAUGAUGGAGUAUUUAUGACUUAUGGUUACACCAAAGGCUUGAUAACAUUAAGGGCCGCUUUGACUCCUAGUGGGUACCUUCAGUUACUGUUAUGGACCCAAUAUGCUAAUAAGUGGAGAGUUUUAAUUCAGGCACCACAAGCUCCUUGUGAACGUUAUGCGCAGUGCGGUCCAUUUGGCAGCUGUGGGGUCAGAUCAUGCAGAUGCUUAACUGGAUUUGACCCAAGAUUCUCGACAGAUUGGGCAAACGGGAAAUGGAAUGGAGGUUGUGUGAGAAAAGUAGCAUUGGGUUGUGAUGGCAGAGACAAGUUCUUGAAACAUCAGAAUAUGAAGUUUCCGGACCAUGCUAUUUCCUUAGGACAUAUUAGCAUUAAGGAGUGUGAUACUCAGUGCAUUAGGAACUGCUCCUGCUCUGCUUAUGGUUAUUCAAAUAGCACAUGUUUAAUUUGGUUUGGAGAUUUGCUGGACCUUUCCCAUAACUAUACUGCCGGCAGAGUUCUCAAUGUUCGGGUUCUUGGCUCUGAGUCAGUUACACAUGAUGGAUCUGGGAAUUCAGCUCACAGAUACAAAAUUUUCAUUGCUACAAUUGUCUCUGCAAUAUCUGCCAUCUUGGUUCUUAUCAGUAUUAUUGCUUUUAUCUUCAAAAGAAAGAACUUGAGAAGACAAGGUUGGAAGAAUGGAACUAAAGCUCUCAUUAGGUCCGUGUCUAGUUUAUAUUCUGCUGAAAAAAGCGAUAUGAAGUUGCUGCAGUACAGCCUGCAGAAAAUAAGAGAGGCUACUAACAACUUCCAUGGAGAAAACAAACUUGGAGAAGGUGGAUUUGGCCCUGUGUUUAAGGGGGUUUUGGCUGAGUUCGGAGACGUAGCCAUCAAAAGACUUUGCAGGAGGUCAUCACAAGGACUGGAGGAGUUCAUGAAUGAAUUGAAGCUAAUUGCAAAACUGCAGCACAAAAAUCUUGUCAGCCUCUUGGGAUGCUGUGUUGAAGGCGAUGAGAAGAUACUAAUCUAUGAGUAUAUGCCCAAUUGCAGCUUGGACAAAUUUCUGUUUGACACUUCUCUAAAAGUUACACUAGAUUGGAGUACACGAUUCAAGAUAAUAGAAGGAAUUGCUCAAGGAAUGCUUUACCUACAUAAAUACUCAAGAUUAAAAGUCAUUCAUAGGGACUUAAAAGUUAGCAACAUUCUGCUAGAUCAGGAGAUGAUCCCUAAAAUAUCAGACUUUGGAAUGGCAAGGAUUUUUGGGACUGAUCAAACACAGGCCAAUACAAACCGAGUUGUUGGUACAUAUGGCUAUAUGUCUCCGGAAUACGUAGUAUAUGGCCAAUUUUCGGAGAAAUCAGAUGUAUUCAGCUUUGGAGUAUUGCUGUUAGAAAUUCUGAGUGGUGAGCGUAACUCAGGUUUUUUCAUGACUGAAGUUUCUGUGUCCCUCUUAGGAUGGGCAUGGAAUAAGUGGAAAGAAGGAAGCAUCUUGGAGUUGAUUGAUCCAUCAAUAAGGGAAACCUGUGACAGUAACAAAGCAACAAGGUCCAUUCUGGUUGCCCUUCUUUGUGUUCAAGAAAUACCAAUUGAUAGGCCAACAAUGUCUGAUAUAGUUGUCAUGUUAAGCAAUGAAACUAUACCCAUCCCUGAACCAAAAGAACCUGCUUUUCGCAGCAGCUGGCAAUCUCAGCAGUUACGUGAUGUAUCCAUAAAUGAGAUGACAAUUACCUUGCCGAAACCUCGAUAAGUGGAUUUGGUUUUCCCUUUUUUGUAGUUAGCAUAGAACCGCCUCAAUUGUGUUUGUAGAUAGAAGAGAUGUUUGAUAUCUCCCUUGAUAGGGGCUCCAGUUUGGGAGAACUUUAGGAUAAACUAAUCUGGAGAGUUUUACUUCAAAAAUCUUUUGGGGUUUUACUUGUACCAGACAAUAAGGUCCUUAACUAUUGGACCUACAAAAGUGUAGGUUCUGGAAGAAAUACAGUUUGAUUAAUGUCAUCUUGUGUUUUUUUUUCUGUUCUUCCACUGUAUCAAAUUUGUGAUCAUCUUGCUUUUAAUGUUCACUUUGCUUUAAUUUUGGUCAAAUUUGUAAUGAAAGAAUUUUGGUUUAUGCAAAGAGCAGUUCCAUGUAGUUGGAGAUUGAACAAAUAACAAAGUUAAGUAACGCUCUAGUUUACAGAGUGAAAAGCUGCUUAAAAGAUAAAAGAAACUUGAUGAUUGCAAAUGUAAAUAUCCU